AUGUCUAGCAACGAUGAUCCAGCUUCCCAGCACCCCGCUGCUGCUAUUGAGGCGGCUGAUGGGCCAGCUGACGAGAGUGAAUUCGAGCUUGUCAACUGGGAUGCGUCCUCAGUCGACUCUGCCUCGCUCAGCUCCAGCAUCUAUGCGCAUGAGUACAAGAAUGGUCGUCGCUAUCACAGCUAUCGCAAUGGGCGCUAUCCCAUGCCUAAUGACGAGACGGAGCAGAGUCGAGAGGACAUGAAGCAUACCAUGUUGCUCGAGCUGACCGAUGGAAAGCUGAUCUAUGCACCGAUUGGCGAGAACCCUCAAAAAAUCAUUGACAUUGGAACUGGAACUGGAGCUUGGGCAAUUCAAGUUGCCGAUCUAUUCCCUGCCGCCGAAGUUCUUGGCAUCGAUCUAUCUCCUAUCCAGCCUACGUGGAUCCCCCCAAACGUCAAAUUUCUCGUGGACGAUGCCGAGGAUAAAUGGCUCAACGGAGACAGCUUCGAUUACGUUCACUUGCGUUCUGUAGCCCCUGCGCUGAGAAAUAUUGAUUAUGUCUUGGCCCAGGCAUAUGAGCACAUGAAGCCCGGGGCUUGGAUCGAGUUCCAAGAGCUCCACGGCCAAGUUCACUGUGACGAUGGCACUAUGCCCGAAGAUGACAAACUAAAGGAAUUCUACGAACUUACGGUUGAAGCCUUCGCUGGCCUCGGCAUCAUGUUCCAUAUUGCACGCGACCUGCGGCCCCAUCUCGAGGCUGCAGGAUUUAAGGAUAUCCGAUGCGAGGUGAAGAAGACCCCCGUCGGAACCUGGCCCAAGGACAAGACUAUGCGGCUCAUCGGUCAAUACAUGAAGGAGGUCGUUGCCGAUGCCAUCCCGGCGUUCGCCGGGAAACCCUUUGAGCAUCAUGGCAUCCCGAACGUUGAGAGUCAGGUGUGGCAGGCAACAGCCAAGAAGGAGCUUGAGGACAGGACCAAGCACCGUUACCUCAACUUCUACUUUUGGUAUGCGCAGAAGCCUCAAGACGCUCCUGAACAUGAUGCUGGUGCAGGCUCCUCGGGUGAAGACGAUGCUUGA
Molecule: messenger RNA, 1056 nt
Organism: Colletotrichum godetiae
Lineage: Eukaryota; Fungi; Ascomycota; Sordariomycetes; Glomerellales; Glomerellaceae
Product: S-adenosyl-L-methionine-dependent methyltransferase
Exons: 5
Coding region: 1-1056 (351 amino acids)
Molecular function (GO): methyltransferase activity
Source: RefSeq, a predicted model, not a curated record